GCCAUACCGAUUACCAUUUAUUUGCAGCAAAAAAAAUCCAAAGUCGAAUUCGCACAUCAAUGCCUCUGCGUGGUCGUCGUGACACGCUCUCGGGGUCUGUGAUCCAGUCCCCGCUCCUCUGCAAGAACGGCAGAGCACGCGAUGGCGUCUAUGGGGACAACGCCGGCUAGUCGUUGUUGGUUACCGGCACGGUAAGUGGACUAACGACAUGCCGGAAGACCGGAUUUCGGAGUUGAAGCGGCAGCACUUGAGCCCAGUGCGUUUCGGCCUAGACGAUGGUGCUGCGGCAUCUGAACAAUCGGCAUCCCUGCCCGUUGGCAUCGUCGCUCCGCGGCAACUUUUUGCCGGUGAUGGAAGCUCAGCGCAGGAAUCAUCGCAGCCAGUUGACGUGGCUCCGCAGUCGGGAAUGCUCGAGAAGAAAUCGGGUGCCGGCCGCUUGGGUGGCGACAAGCAGGGGCCUAUAUCGUCGGUAGAAAGAACGCAAGGGAGCAAGACUGGUCCGACACCGACAUCAGGCAGCACUGGCGACCUGAGUAGAAGAGCCGGCAAACAAGAAAAAGCGAAGAGAAAUCAAGGCGACCGGAAGAUGAAGAACGGAGCCGCAGAAGCUACGCAGGGGCAGAACGCACCAUUUUCAUCACAUUUGUAUCAGAAAUCCACGACGGUGUUUCUGAAGAGUCUCUCUCACGUGUUUCUCGGCCUCGAACCUUCGAACAGUAGCGAUGCGACGGCGGGACCGACGCUCCUCUCCCGGCCGUCAGGCAAAAAUCGACAAGCGUCUAAAACCUUUUCAAAAGGCAGCGUGCAGCGGCAACGGACAGGAUGUUCGCAGAACGAAGUUGUAGAUGAUUGUACCGCCUCGUAUGAGCGCAUUAUCUGCAUUGCUUUGCCGCAUGAGGACUCGAUCCAGGUGAACAAGCAAACUUUGAUGGCCACGCUAACGAACAGCCUCGGGCUGCAAAACAGAGCGCACUACUACAGCUGCAGUCCGGAAAAAGUGGCGAGUUUGUACACAAAAGUGUUCACCCAGCCGGACCUGUAUCAGUGCAGCCGGGAGAAAGCGGCGCUGGUUUCGUUUGAGCGGGGCGUUUUCGUCUACGCCUGGGAACGCAUGCGGAAGCACUUUUUGACGCUCCUGCGGCAAGAAGUGGAGGAGGAAAAAGCAGAAGAAUAUGCAAGAGAACUGCAACGGGAAUCGCCGAAAAAAUUCGCGGGAAAACCUUCCGCUAAUCCGGCGCUGAAAAGAAGCGAAGCAGACAAGCAGCAAAAAUACGUUCUCGACCCCGAGGAGCUGGAGGACCUUACUACGGUCGCCAACAGCCGCGCGCUGCUCUACGUGCUUCGGAAGGCCCUCGUCUGGAACCUGGAAAAGAUCGGAUUCAAGGUGGAAACGGUGCGAGUGGACGUGGAGCGCAUGUAUUUGUUGCUUAGCUACGUGACUGGAACCACGGGGCAAGCGAGCUGCACGGGAUCUACGAUUAUCGGUGACACAAAUUCAUCUGCCACUUCCGAGCCGAUCCUUUUCAAAGAAGCGCAGCGGCAGGGGCAGAUUGCCGCGCUCGACCCGCGGAUUGUGGAUAUCGAGGCGUUCGAGCCCUGUCACCCGCGGACCUUCUACUCGCUGGCGUAUGUGAUGAGCCGUCCGUGGCAGCGGAACUACCUGAACAUCGGCGUGAAACUCCAGGAGGUGGUCUCGAAGUGGGAGAAAGAGGAGGCGGAUGUUCGGAAGACAACCCGUUUAUUGGAGAAAGGACGACAACUCUCAACCGCAUCGCUGCAAAGUUGUACAACUCGAACCAGCUUUCAACUUGCUCGCGCACGAGCGGCGCUGACGUACUACCAGCGAGAGCUGGAAAAGGCACAGACCGUGGAUUCCGUGGAUUCGGUCAUUUCCGCACUGUACGACGAUGAGCUGUCGAAAUCGCUCCGGAAUCUCACUCGCAGGUUUUUCGGCGACGCGCUGCGCGGAGUGGACAUGUCCAUCGAUUACGGAAAUGGAGCUGACGUGGAGACAUCAAGUUUGAAUUUAUCUCCAGGGAAGAUGUCAUCUGCUGCCUCGCGCCGGCGUCAUGAAGCUGCAAAUCCAAAUUCUGCAACCAAACGAAGACAAAUCGGGUCAGCCUGUUCUCCAGCGCAGAACAGGGCGGAACUGAGCGAAGUUUGGAUCGAUUCGAUUAUUCCAGACGAAGAGCCGAGCAUGCUCUCCCGAACGGCUUUUUCCCCGUCAGACCACACACCGGGAGGUGCUAAAGGGAAGCCGCGCACGUCGACGGCGUCGUCGAACAGGAAUCGCAACAAAGCCGGAGGGCAGAACAUGAAUAAUCAGCUCCGCUCCACCGCAGGACAUCUUUUUUCCUCCCCGGUCGAGAUGGCAAAAUCCACCGCGAGGGGUUUGUUGCACCGAGCGGAAAACGCCAUCGCGAAGACGGGAAACGUCAUCGAAGAGUUCGGGAACGACAUGUUUGCCGUGGGACUGGACGACAUACUGAUCCAGGACCCCUCAGAACCUAGAAACUCACCGGAGAUUCUUGGUGCGGACGGAGAUUCUGUUGAACAGCACGGUGGCAAAGAAGUCACAAACCCAGCGCUGCGAAAUCGCGACAGUCCGAAUCGGGUUGUGACUGCAGGCAGAAACAACAAUGAAAUUCUCAAUGGAAUAAACCGGCAGGGCAGAAUCUCCUCGUCCUCGACUGCAACUGACAGGAGCACGCGAAGAAGGAUAUCCGCACAGGAGCAACAGCCUUCAGCUGCGAUGAGAAUCAAAGAGGCUGUUUUUCUUCCGAUGCAGUGGGUCAAGAAAAUGAGCUGUAAGUGGAUCUUUGCGCCAACAGGAAAGAUUUUGCAAAAGUCCACCGGGGGCUUGGGCGAAAAAGCGAAAAGGCUACUGGAGAACGCCGGCGUGCUGGAGAGACGUGUGAUUCUUCGCCAGCACUCCACCCAGUCGGUCAGUGGGUCAGUUAGUGGAUCCGUUUGCGGUGCUAAUGUUGCUGGAGGCGGUGUGAUGAAAACAGCGUAUAAGUCCAUUUACGACAAGGCAUACGAACUCUACCUUGACUUAAGAAAGGACGACGCUAGCAGCGAUCCUAGCGGGAUCUUGGCAAAAGUCAACCGGAAGUACGCAGCCGCCUUCGCGAUGGAAACCACCGGGAAGGCGAUUUCCGCCGUCGACCAGGCGGGUCGAAAUCAGGCACAGGAGAAGGACAAGCACCAACUGCUGCAUAAUCUCUGGACAUCGUUGAACCUGCCGAAAUCCGGGCUGCCGCUCUUUGCGCACGUCGGCGCCUUUGAAGUUCCGCGCUGCUUCUGGGUGCACAGAGGAGUCCACACCGCACAGAACCUGCACCUUCAGUACAACGACGAAAUAAAUGGGAUAAAGGAAUACCGUGCCGAUGGUGAAAUCCGAAAUCCUUUACCAACAACACCAACAAGCAUGUCAAUGUUCACUUCUUGUCAGCGCGUGCGUCUAGCCUACGACGUGGCACUGCGCUCCGUCAACCUCUCGCUUCUCGAGGACGAGCAGUUGCUGGAAGCGCACUUUGCGCUCGAUAACCCGGAGCGCAACACGAAAAUCAGGAAGUUUUCGAUCGCAACCUGGGGCGAAUACGUGCAAAUGAUGGAUGAUGAAGGGAGGAGAUGGGGGAUGAAGGACCUGUUCAAGUGUCUGAAAUGCUUUCUGUGCGAAGACCUCUCCUUCAAAGUGCCGAUCGAAGAGCUCCACGACUACUACGGGCCGUCCCUGGCGUUUUACUUCGCUUUUGUGGCGUUUUUCGCCCGGGGGUUAAUCCCGAUCGCGGUGCUGGGGCUGCUGUUGGUGGCGGUAAAUUUGUCUGUGAUUUUUCUAAAUUGAGGAGUCUUUUCCAGUCGAUCGGGUGGGAAUUGCACCGUCUAUAAUUUUUGUAAAUGAUUUAGCCGCUGUGUAAUUGUAUGCUAGCGUACGUUGCUCGUGUGACUAACAAUUCGAGAAAAUUCCGAUCACACUGCAAGAAAUCUGAUCCGACCUGCUCUACACUACGAAAAUUUUACUGAUCCACUUUGGUCCGCCACCGCUUGUGCUACUCUGCUUCUCUCAGAUAGUCACUUCGAGCGCGUGACCUAAAGCAACGAGCGCAGGCGAGAUGUGCAGGUGUAACUUUUAGUAAUCGUUGCACUUGUAGUUUAUCUUGCUGUAUUAAAAUGCGCUUAGCCCACGUCUGACAGCCUUCCGCUUUUUGGCAUCAAUCAUGCGCUUGAGGAGCGAUGGUCUUAUUCGAGCGCUGCGUUCCCGAAGCGUGUUAGUAAUUCGCAUCGGGAGCCUUCGCUUGGAGAAACCCCGCUCCGAGCAUUUUUGAUCUGGAGACACAUAAAUUCGUGUCUGUAGGCGCUCGAAGGUACUGAAGAAGGGGGCACAGUUCACAAUUUUGUUAAAAGUAAAUGAUCACGUGGAAGACUGAGUGAGUGCGCCUCUAAAUGUCGGCUAGCGAGAUCGUCUCCCAACAAAAUCCAAGCGAAAAAAUACAGCUAUCGUUCGCCCGUUCCUGGACGAUCACCAAGACUUCCCAGGAGGACAGCAAUUUGUGGCAAAUUCCCUCGACCGCGUUCGGAAUCUACAGCUGUUGCACGAGUCUGUGGUGCUCGGUUUUCUUAGCGAAUUGGCGGCGAAAUGAGUCGUUUUUGCGGAUCAAGUGGUACGGACUUCCGAACGGAAAUGAAAAGCAAUUGGGGUAUGUGGAGCCGCUGAGACCUCGGUUUACGGGCAUCCCGAUCCGGUCGCCGAUCACCGGUGAGCCGGGCGCGCUGCACUUUCCGGGAUCGGUGAGGACCUUUCGACAGGUGAUCAGCUGGGUGCUGCUGAGCAGCUUGCUGUUUGUUAGCUGCUGGCUCGUGUUGCUGAUCGCGAAGCUACGAACGUAUGGCGUGGAUCAGGUACAGCUAGAUACUUUCAGUGCACAAUGGUUGCUCACGUAGGAUUAGGAUUCGCAGUUGCACUACCAGUUGUUCCAUUAUGAUGACCAAAUUACCGAGUGCCCCUGGCUGAGUCCAACUCACAUGAUGCUUACUCGAAACAUUGUCCAUGCUAAUGCUGAUAUUGGAACCUUGUAGCGAACUGCAACUGCGUCCUUUCUCAAUAGAAAACGUAUGCGAUUUGCCUUGUUUCCUUUAAAAACAGUGGGAGACUCCGAGUCCGAAUCCUUCAGCUAGGAAGUACGACUUUUCGUGUACGUAUUUCCUCGUUUCAUGGAUUCUAGAACAACAGGUGUUUCAGUUCUCUUGCCUCACAGCAUGAGAACUAGCACUUUGAUCUCGACGAGGAUGGGCAAUGGUCUGGAAAGUUCUAGUGACCUGCGCACGUCCUUGGCGAUUGUGUCGAGGUCGCACAGCGACUUUUGUUUUGGGUUGAAAGCCGUUUUUUUGCUGACGUCUGUGUCCACCUUUAAGGUAUGUGUGCACUUCCCGCGUCAUAUUGUCAAACACCUGUAUCAGUGACAGCUUUUUGUCGAUUUAGGUGCCGCUUGACGCGGAAAUUGUUUCAGGUCUCUCCACGGUCGGCUUACCUCUGUGUUGUGAGGAACCGUAUCACUAUCAAGGCCAGACAAUCGUCAUUCGCUUCUUUUUUCUGUCACCUGCUUCCCACCAGUUUAGACCAGGACGCGCCCCCUAGCGCCGCUGACACCGACGCUGUCUUCGACACAGGUCGCCCUCGCCGCCUCAUCACAUGUUUGUACUUUGCUCUUUGGCGUCAUUCUGCCUCGGCGAAAUCGCCAGUACUUUUUACCGCAAUCCCGCGUCAUAUUGUCAAACACCUGUUUCGGUGGCAAUUUCUUGUCGACUUGGGUGCCGCUUGACGCGGAAAUUGUUCGGGGUCUCUCCACGGUCGGCUUACCUCUGUGUUGUGGGGAACCGCAUCACUAUCAAGGCCUGACAAUCGUCAUCCACUCUCUCCUUCACUCGAACUCCAUCGGAGGUUACCUCUUUCCUUCGGGCACUGACUGUCGAUCCAGUUUUCGCACGCUUAGCUUCCCCCUGCAGUGGCAUGGUUCUCUUCUUGUCUCGCCGGCUUUUCCGCGCCCGCCGGAACCUUCGAUAUCAGUUGGUGAUGCUAUUUUCAUUCAAGAGAGGAACCGUCCAUUCCCGCGUCAUUUUGUCAAGCACCCGUUUCAGUGACAGUUUUGGUCGAUUCGGGUGCCGCUUGACGCGCACAAUAACCUCGUGUCUCCACGGUCGGUUGCUCUGUGAAAUCAGAAGCCGUAUCACUAUCAACGCGACACAUUGCUUUCAAUCUUUAACUUUAAAUUUUUAGUUCACAUCGUCCAGUAUGACGACUCGGCUCUCAGCGGUUUUGAUUUGUGAUGCAACUUACUAGUAUCAACGUAAUGAAAAUGACAGACGACCCCUGACCACGUGCUCGCCGUAAAGUUCAUUCAAAUUUCGACCGGUUGGCUGAACACGAUCCAAAUCAAUGUUUUCAACACGCUCGGCGACACGCUGGCCCGAACGCUUAACGAGUGGGAGAAUUACCCGAGCCGGAGACGGUUUUGCAACGCACUGAUCGUCAAGCUUUUCAUCUUCCGCUUUAUCAACAACUUCAACGUGUUCUUCUACAUCGGUUUCGCUAAAACCUACGUGGAAGGCUGUGUCGAGGGCGGGCAGGUGGUGCGCGACGGAGGGGCGUGUGUUGAAGAGCUGCAGUUCAACUACGCGCUGAUUUUUCUCAUCCAGGCGCUCAGCAACGUUUGGGAGCUGUAUGGUACUGAUCUUUAAUGUAGUGGCUCUGGUUUCCUGUUUUUCUGCGAGACGAGCGAUAGAUUUUGAUUUUAAAAUUGGGUCUUUCGCGGUAAGUGCAUUUUCUCCAAUGAUGACACCUUUUGAGAUACAGCAUACACCGUUUCUCAAACAUUCGCAGUAAGUGUCCUACUAAGUGGCUGCAGUGAAUGCUGUAGCUGCGUAUGCUGGACAAACUUCCUUAGAUGUCUGAAAAUGUCUGUUUGCUCUUCCGAAAACAAGGCGAUCUCGUGAGAAAUUUACCCGGAUGUCAUGCUGCGCAGUACUUUCCUCUUGUGCAGCGAUGCCGAGUUUUCCCGUGCACUAACCAGCAAUAUUAGCUGAUUUUCGUAGUUUUACGGGUUCGGUAGCGUCCCAGAACAAGGGACUUCGGUUGAGGCGCUUUUUUGUCGUCUCCUGAUGUCUUCUGCUCCAUAUUCCUUGUCGCGGUGGGAGCGCUAAAAUGUGUAAGGUCACUCUAUGCGGCCAAACCACCGAGUCAAACCAUGCAGCACACAUUUCGAUGAACUGAGCACUCCCGAAAAAUCGUUCUGACUUCGCUGUUGAUCUAAACCUCCGUGAUGACAACUUUUGAGAAAAUGUCUAUCCGUUUCUCAAACAUUCGCAGUAAGUGUCCGAGUAAGCAGCUGCUCCUACGGGGGCGGCUGCACAUGCUGGACAAACUUCCUUAGAUGUCUGACAUUCACUUGUAUUUGAAAUGUAGAUUUCGGAUGCCAUGCUGUGCAGCACUUUUCCUCUUGCGCAGCGAUAUCGAACCCGCUUCGAGCACCCGUGGGCCUCUUGUGCUCUUUAUGGUGUUUCGGCUUCGGUAGCGUCCUAGAAAAAGUCCGCGUAGUCGACGGCGCAAGCCUCCUGCGCGGUCCUGCCUCAUAUUCCUUGUCGCGGCAGGUGCGCAUUCCUGGAUUCGUGCGCAGCAUCAUCUCCUGCUGCUGCGAGAAGCCAUCGCGUAGGGUCGCCCUGCGGCCAAACUGCCGGGUCAAACCAUGGAGCUGACAGAUUUCCAGUGCUGAGCUUCGGGAUAAACUAGCAGUCUGCCUUUCAUCUGUCAAUAAUUCAGUGCCAAGGUGCAGUCUGAGAGAAAUUUACAUUUUGCACUCCCCGCGUUCGUGAAGGUUAGAAGGUUUUAUUCUGUACCCUCCGUCCUAUGAUCCUCUCGGGAAACCAAUAGAAGAGUUUAGGAGACUGUCGCGCUGUAUGGCGUGGCAGUCUACCUUCACUCGGCUCAUACUACGUCGUCUUUCGAUUUUUCCCAUUCGAAACUGGCGCAACCUUGGUGAUCUACAGGUGUAACCUCCAAGAGCAAGAAGUGCGAGCAAGACCGAAAUGAUGACAACUUUUGAGAAAAUGUCUAUCCGUUUCUCAAACAUUCGCAGUAAGUGUCCGAGUAAGCAGCUGCUCCUACGGGCGCGGCUGCAUAUGCUGGACAAACUUCCUUAGAUGUCUGAGUAGAAUCUACGUGUAUUUGAAAUGUAGAUUUCGGAUGCCAUGCUGUGCAGCACUUUUCCUCUUGCACAGCGAUACUGAACUCGCUUCGAGCACCUCUGGGCCUUCUGUGCUCCCUGUGGUGUUUCGGCUCCAGUAGCGUCCUAGAAAAAGAUCGCGUGGUUGACGGCGCAAGCCUCCUGCGCGGUCCUGCUUCAUAUUCCUUGUCGUGGCAGGUGCGCAUACUUGGAUUCUUGCACAGCAUCUCUGCUGUUGCGAAAAGCCAUUGCGUAGGGUCGCUCUGCGGCCAAACUGCCGGGUCAAACCAUGGAGCUGACAGACGGUUUGCGCCGAAGAAGUGCGUGCAUCGUUGUUUUGGGUCCACUCUAUUUGCUUUUCUUCACUCGGAAUUGGCCCGUCGUCCUUGCCGAUCUACGAUUCAUUUUGCCUGCCGUGAGAGUGCUGCUUGCAAUACGGACGCGUUACUUUGUUUCUUUCAAUCUUUUUUCUUUUUGGAAAUAUGAACUCACUGCAACUUGACGAACUUUUCUUCCGCAGGUGCAGUGGUGUCCGCGAAGCUGUCGAGGAGGUUUGGUGGAUCACCAGCUGGAGCUGCCACAACCAGCAGUAGUGCCGAGACGACCGCUGCUGAUGAAGAAGGGGAUUGCAACCGCACUAGCGGCGCUCCUGCAGGACCGCAAGAUGUUGCCUCGGUGGCCGCCCCGGUUGGAGGCGCGAUUGCACAACAGCAGCACUUCUCGCCGGUGAAGCUUCAUUUCGAGACCAGCGAUAGCUGUGAUAAAUCGAAGGCAUGCGUUCCCAUCAGCACAGCACCGAGAGCGCCGGACUGGGAUUUGGAGCGGGACUUUGGCAGAACGUACGCUGGUUCUACGCUCGUCGCGGGGACCGCAUUAGACGAGCAGCAGUCUAGUUGUACUGUUGUAUCGGAGGUCGCAAGCACUACUACCUCCGUUGAGUUGGAAACAAGUCCGCUCAGGAAGAAGGCGGCCCCGAUGGAAAGUGGUGCGGAAGUGAAGGAUACGACAUCGAUUUCGAAGAAACAACACCCGUGGCGGUCGCUGAAGCUGCUGCUCACUGACAUGAUGGAUAAGCAGCCUUACGGCGACCACGAGCUAGACGGGACUUUUGAGGAUUGGGUCGAGAUCGUGGUUUUGUUCGGCGAUGUCACGCUUUUUUCCGUCGUGUUUCCGCUGGCGCCCCUUUUCGCGAUGAUUCUGGGGCUCAUUGAAAUACGCAUCGACAGCUACAAGGUACUGAGAGUCCUAUUUGUUUUCUGCGUUUUAGGGUUUUGAACGCGAAAGUCGCUUCGAGCUUGAAUUCUUAUGUCUAUGAUGACAACCUUCGCUGGCACCAGUCUGAGUAGUUUCCUGGGCCGCAACUCCCGGGGGCUAGACCUUCCGGUGCUGAGAAACGCGUUUAUUGGAGCUGGUCUGAUUCUGGCGAUUUCGUUUAUGCAGUGUCCUUAUGUGCCGUGGUGGGGCUGUAUGUUUAUUGUGAUAGACCAUAUCAUCAAUCCAAAUCUCGAUUUGUUAUGAUGACAACCUUCGCUGGCACCAGUCUGAGUAGUUUCCUGGGCCGCAACUCCCGGGGGCUAGACUUUCCGGUGCUGAGAAACGCGUUUAUUGGAGCUGGUCUGAUUCUUGCUAUUUCGUUUAUGCAGUGUCAUUAUGUGCCCGUACCGUUUUGGGGCUGUAUAUUGUAAUUCGCGUGUGUGCGACAGACCAUAUCGUCACUGUCGAUUUAAUAUGAUGACAACCUUCGCUGGCACCAGUCUUAGUAGCUUUCUGGGCCGCAACUCGCGGGGGCUAGCCUUACCGGUGCUGAGAAACGCGUUUAUUGGAGCUGGUCUGAUUUGGAUUUGCAUUUUUGGGAUGCGUUUAUUGAGGUUUUUUAGUUGUGAUUACGCAUGCCAGUUUGAAGAGUCAUGACGGUGCCAGUUGGGCUUUUGUAGCUUUCACGCACAGACAUUGUGGUUACAAUUCUGUGGAGCCAGCACGCAAGAUUGUAUCUUUCAGGGUCUCGUAUGAUGACACCCUCGCUGGCACCAGUCUGAUUUAGUGCUUUGCACCGCAACUUGCAAAUCCUAAAACUUUCUGUGCUGAAAAAAGCGUUUAUUGGAGCUGGUCUGAUCUUCUUUCAUGCUACGUAUACACCUGUUUAGUAGAAUAAAUGGUAAUGGAUGAUGCAGACCAACGGCUGACUAUCUCUCUCGCAAAAUUCAUUUGUCUAAAAACAGAUUUUCAAGUAUCACCGGCGCCCAACUCCGCGUCGCUGCGUGGGAAUUGGCUCGUGGCUGUACCUCCUAGAGCUGGUUUCCUGGUUUUCGUUGGUGACAAACGCGGCACUCCUCGUCUGGACGUUCCGAGUUAUCCCCAGUACUGCUAGCCAGUCUCAGCCUCCGGCGGCGACGAACAGCGUUGAAUCAGAAUCAAGUGCUGCAGCUGCACUGGGGUCCUCGCCGAGCAUCAGUGGGUCGAAUGGCAGCUCGAUCUUAGCAGGAGAAAGCCACCCUGAGCAGGAGGUGGGCGGCCGGAGCGAAGACUGGUUCAAUUUCUGCUUCUUGCUGUGCAUCUUGGGGUUGAUGAAGUACUCGUUGGAGUUUUUCAUCCCGAUCAUACCAUCGAGUAUGAAGACCAUCGUCAGCCGGCACCGGCUGCUGCUCGACCAGGUGAUUGGGGGCGGUAACGUAUUCGGACAUGAUGCUCCUGGAGAUGAUCUCGCCACCUCGGACGCCGAAACCGAAGUAUCGCAGUCGGAAAGAAGUUGUGGUCCUAGUCCUGGCGGUGGUGGUGCGGUAGAACUGCAGAAAAUGGAAGACGAGGAGGACACAUCAGACGGCGCCUCAUCCGAAGAGGGCGACGAUGAAUCAGCUUCUUCGACGUCAGAGGCAGCAGCUGCACCUUCAUCACCUGCAGGCGGUCCAGGGACAAAAGAGCGUGGACGGGGAAACGAGCAUUGGGUAGGCAGCAGAAGUGUCGUGCACAUGCGGCCAGAACUUGGGCAAGAACCGCCGAUUAAGGAAGAUGACGAAAACUUCUUUGUGCAUCUCGGGCACUUUGGUUACGAGUACAGCGACCUGUUGUAAAAAAAAAUGGAACUUCAUCAAGUUCAGCUUCAUAUAGCGCACCAAUGUCGGGCAUCAACGAACUGACUGGAUUUUUAAGUUUUGUCACUCACACUAAUUUUGUUUUGCACUGAUUUUUCUGGUCAGCUGGUACUUUUUGACUCAUCUCCAGCGUACGCCUCGUGCCUCGCCAUAAGUUCUUUAAACAUGUUGAAGUGCAGCACUAUAACCGCACGGAAAUCUCCGAUUGCCGCCACAUGCAUAGGAAGCCAUUGCUGAGCUGUUGCUUCUCUCACCGACGGGUAGAUAAGGAGUCAUUUAUCUAAGGCAGCCCUAGUGUUAGUUUUGUUUUUGCGGCAGCCUGAUAUUCCAGUCCUCGUAUUUUGCCUCUUGCUUCCGACAACGACAUCCUUUCGAAAAUGUUCAGCACCUGCUAGGGCGGUGUGAAACCAAAUCGCCUCCACGUCGCGAUACAUGAGGACAUAAAUCAUUUUUCACUUGCACUCCGAAUUCGUAUUGCCGAGCUGCAGAUGAACGUUG
Messenger RNA from Amoebophrya sp. A120, 11806 nucleotides. The record is from the annotation of a GenBank genome assembly. NCBI's taxonomy places the organism in Eukaryota, Dinophyceae, Syndiniales, Amoebophryaceae.